UAAGAGUGCAGCAGAAAAUGUCCACUGAACGGACUUCUUGGACAAGCCUGUCCACCAUUCAGAAAAUAGCCCUGGGCCUUGGGAUCCCAGCCAGUGCAACAAUUGCCUAUAUCCUAUACCGCAGGUAUAGGGAAAGCAGAGAAGAGCGGCUGACAUUUGUUGGGGAAGACGACAUUGAGAUAGAGAUGCGGGUUCCCCAGGAUGCUGUAAAACUCAUAAUUGGCCGGCAAGGAGCCAAUAUUAAACAGCUGCGGAAACAGACAGGUGCUCGGAUUGAUGUGGACACAGAGGAUAUAGGCGAUGAGCGAGUGCUGCUUAUCAGUGGUUUUCCUGUUCAGGUGUGCAAGGCCAAAGCAGCAAUCCAUCAGAUCCUGACAGAGAAUACCCCAGUGUCUGAGCAGCUCUCAGUUCCCCAGAGAUCUGUGGGCAGAAUCAUAGGGAGAGGCGGCGAGACGAUUCGUUCUAUCUGUAAGGCCUCUGGAGCCAAAAUUACCUGUGACAAAGAAUCAGAAGGGACAUUACUACUAUCAAGACUUAUAAAAAUCUCAGGAACACAGAAGGAAGUGGCAGCAGCCAAGCAUUUGAUACUGGAGAAAGUUUCAGAAGAUGAAGAACUUCGGAAGAGAAUUGCUCAUUCUGCAGAAACUAGAGUCCCACGCAAACAGCCAAUCAGUGUGAAAAGAGAAGAAGUGAGAGAGCCAGGUGGAGCUGGAGAGCCAGCUUUAUGGAAAAAUAGCAGUUCUAGCAUGGAGCCGGCUGCACCCCUGGUGACUCCUUCACCCAAAGGAGGAGGCGACAUGGCUGUGGGAGUGCCAAAGGAAGGUUCCUGGGAGAAACAUAGUGAUGACAGCUUCCAGAAGUCUGGAGCCCAGGCCAUCCCAGAGAUGUCCAUGUUUGAAAUCCCCAGUCCUGACUUCAGUUUCCAUGCUGAUGAGUACCUAGAAGUCUACGUCUCUGCUUCUGAACACCCCAACCACUUCUGGAUCCAGAUCGUUGGCUCCCGCAGCCUGCAGUUGGACAAGCUUGUCAAUGAGAUGACCCAGCACUAUGAGAAUAGUGUGCCCGAAGACUUGACUGUGUAUGUAGGAGACAUUGUAGCAGCACCUUUACCUACAAAUGGUUCCUGGUAUCGAGCCCGGGUCCUUGGCACCUUGGAGAAUGGAAACUUGGACCUCUACUUUGUUGAUUUUGGAGAUAAUGGAGAUUGCCCACUGAAGGACCUCAGGGCUCUCAGGAGUGACUUCCUAAGCCUUCCAUUUCAAGCAAUAGAAUGUAGUCUGGCACGGAUCGCCCCCUCAGGUGACCAAUGGGAAGAGGAAGCUUUGGAUGAGUUUGAUAGACUCACUCAUUGUGCUGACUGGAAACCUCUAGUAGCCAAGAUCUCUAGCUAUGUCCAAACUGGGAUCUCAACUUGGCCAAAGAUCUACUUAUAUGAUACUAGCAAUGGGAAGAAAGUUGAUAUUGGGCUAGAAUUAGUACGCAAAGGAUAUGCAAUUGAGCUUCCUGAAGACAUGGAAGAAAACAGAGCUGCCUUAGACAUGAAGGACAUGGCCACAGAAACAGAUGCCUCUCUCAGCACCUUGCUCACUGAGACCAAAAAGAGCCCUGGAGAGAUAACGCAUACCCUUUCCUGCCUCAGCUUAUCAGAAGCUGCUUCCAUGUCUGGUGAUGAUAACCUUGAAGAUGACUACUUACUCUGAAGUCUGGGCUUCAGCUUGCUCAACCAUGUGCUUUGCUGUGAUUUGGCAAUAGAACGUGUGCCUGGAGGAGAGGAGUGUAUGAUAAAGGAUCCAUGCAGUCCUUCCUUUAUUACACAUACAGCCUGGCUUGCUGUGGACCAAAUUCAUGUUCUCCUCCCAUUGGACUACCAAAAAAGGUGUGGCACAGAGGGAGACAAGUGUGUCUCCCCCAUUCCACCUCCCUGCUCUGUCUCCAACCCUUCAGGGUUUGAAUACUGCUGUGUUACUUCCAGACUGUUCAGCAUCAGGCUCCGUCCCCUCUACCCAGUCAUAAUGCGCAUCACUGCUAGGCUGGGUCCUUUUCAAGGCUGGGAAACAGUCAGGCUUUGGUCAUUGGAAGUGAUGAUUCUGCAGACUUCUGACUUACCUUUUCAGGUGACUCUGGUUAAGGAAAGUUUUUGAGUGGUGAACUCAAAGACUGUAGUUGAAUUAGGAGGCAAAGGCAAAAAUUAGCAUAAUUAUAUUUAAAAGCCUCAGGAAGUGGGAAGAGAAUACUGCCUCCCAGCCUCAAUUGCUAAUAUGUUAUUGGAGACAGGUUUUUUAAACUGCUCCAGCUAUUUCUCUGUAACCUUUAGUUAAGAUAUAAGUAGAAAGGAGACAGAGGCUCAGGAAAUUUUCUAAAUUGCUAGUGUAAUAUCUAUAUGUAUACAUACAUAUACACCCGUGGAGAGAGAGGAAGAAUAUACAGUUCUGUUUAAAUCAUUUGGAGGAUUUUUUUUUUUUUUUUUUUUUUUUUCUUCUGAAUAAAGUUCUCAAGAAAAUUUUCUAAAA
Cebus imitator (Panamanian white-faced capuchin) is the source of this 2510-nucleotide messenger RNA. It is a transcript of the gene TDRKH, whose product is annotated as tudor and KH domain containing. The record is from RefSeq and is a predicted model, not a curated record. The transcript is spliced from 13 exons. Gene Ontology annotation, biological process: spermatogenesis. Lineage: Eukaryota; Metazoa; Chordata; Mammalia; Primates; Cebidae. Gene Ontology annotation, molecular function: RNA binding. The coding region runs from base 18 to 1700 and encodes 560 amino acids.